CCAUACCAAACUCUAAUAAAUGCUUCAACUUCAAUGUCCUCUUCCUCUACUUAUAUUCAACUCAAAAUCUCAGCUUAAUCUUGUUCAUUUUUUUUUCCACUUUGUCCACAUAAUAUACAUAGAAUUCUUUUUGCUUAGUAAAAUUAGAGAAAAAUGGCAAGCAGUUUGAGAAGAAUAGGGAAUUUGGGUUCAAUUUCAUGGAAAAGGAGUAGUAGGGGGUUUUCCUCAAUAGUUGAAACGCCUAAUAAAAAUAGUGAUCAACUCAGUAACACCAAAUCAGUCAACCUUUUCUCUGCUAUUAAUCAAGCUCUUCAUAUCGCCUUAGACUCUGAUCCUCGUUCUUAUGUAUUUGGAGAAGAUGUUGGUUUUGGUGGUGUCUUUCGUUGCACUACUGGAUUAGCUGACCGAUUUGGAAAACAGCGGGUCUUUAAUACUCCUUUAUGUGAGCAGGGCAUAGUUGGAUUUGCGAUUGGUCUGGCUGCAAUGGACAAUCGAGCUAUAGCAGAAAUUCAAUUUGCAGAUUAUAUUUUUCCAGCUUUUGAUCAGAUUGUUAAUGAAGCUGCGAAAUUCAGAUAUCGGAGUGGUAAUCAGUUCAACUGCGGAGGUUUAACUAUAAGAGCACCAUAUGGAGCUGUUGGACAUGGUGGGCAUUACCACUCUCAAUCCCCUGAAUCUUUCUUCUGCCAUGUUCCCGGUAUAAAGGUGGUCAUCCCACGCAGUCCAAUGCAAGCAAAAGGGUUGCUGUUGUCAUCCAUACGUGACCCAAAUCCAGUGGUCUUUUUUGAACCUAAGAUGCUUUACCGGAUGGCUGUGGAAGAAGUUCCUGAAGAAGAUUAUAUGUUACCUCUAUCCGAGGCAGAGGUCCUCAGGGAAGGUACUGAUAUCACAUUGGUUGGUUGGGGAGCCCAGCUAUCUGUUAUGGAGCAGGCAUGCGCCAAAGCUGCAAAGGAGGGGAUCUCUUGUGAACUGAUAGACCUUAAAACAUUAAUACCUUGGGACAAGGAGACGGUAGAGGCCUCUGUCAAAAAGACAGGACGCCUUCUGGUUAGUCAUGAAGCUCCCGUGACAGGUGGAUUUGGUGCUGAAAUUUCUGCUUCUAUAGUUGAACGUUGCUUCACGAGAUUAGAAGCUCCAGUAGCCAGAGUGUGUGGGUUGGAUACUCCUUUUCCUCUGGUCUUUGAACCCUUCUACUUGCCUACAAAGAACAAGAUACUGGACGCAAUCAAAUCUACUGUGAAUUACUAGUGUUCAUUCAGUCGUGCGGAGACACUGCAACAACAUACCCAGUAUAAUCUCACUAGUCGUGCGGGGACACUGGAGUGCUAUAUUAGUAACAUUUAUAUGUAUUGCCAUAGAUUAUGAUUCGGGUUUCUCUAUUAACAUACAAAUACAAAGCAUUUCCUCCUAUUUGUACUGAUAAUGAUAAUUUAUGCCAAAAAAAUGUAUUCUAUAUUCCGUUA
Molecule: messenger RNA, 1460 nt
Organism: Lycium barbarum (goji berry)
Lineage: Eukaryota; Viridiplantae; Streptophyta; Magnoliopsida; Solanales; Solanaceae
Product: 2-oxoisovalerate dehydrogenase subunit beta 1, mitochondrial-like
Exons: 13
Coding region: 154-1245 (363 amino acids)
Biological process (GO): response to nutrient; branched-chain amino acid catabolic process
Molecular function (GO): catalytic activity
Source: RefSeq, a predicted model, not a curated record